AUGGGUGCCUCGGCCCUCUGGGCGGCCGCGGUGGCCUCCUCCCUGUCCGCCAGCGCGGCGCUCACGCUGCGCAGCGGAGACGCAGGACUGCCGAAGUUUUUGGCUGUCACCGGGUACUGGAGGCUCACGGGCAACGACAGCGACCAGGGCCACUUGCGAACAGGUCCUGGUGGGUACAUGAAGCAAAUGCAGUACUCCUGCACGCUGAACACGCCCAUGGUGUUCUACGGAGACGCCUUCGGCAUCGAGAACAUGCUGGCGGCCAGGGGCGACGCACAGCCGCCCGCUCUGGGGGCCACCGAGGUCAAUUUCUCCUCUUUCGAGCCGUGCGCCUCGCACGGCGACAUGAUGCGACAGAACCCAACGUUUUGGAGGGGACGCAUCCCCGCGACUGCCCCUCCAUCUCCCUGGGCUGCGUGUGGGACGGGAAGAUCAGCGUGUUGUCCCGCGCCGCACGCGAGCAUCCCGACUACGACCUCUAUGCAUGGGUUGACGUUGGCAUGCACGCCUCGGGCACUUCCAGGGACGUCUUCAGAAGCCACGACAGAAAGCCGUGGCCGCAUCCGAAGAAGCUUGCGAUGCUGCCGCUGGACAAGAUUUCCAUUAGCCACUCCGACGUCAACUGCAAACAGCAUUGGAAUGAGCCCUUCUCGUUCUGGCACUGCGCUGCGGCCACCGCGUUCGUCGUCCCUCGCAGCCUCGUUUCAACGCUUGAGAAGUUGUUCUACAGGAAGCUCCAGGAUCCGAGUGCAUCGAGUACUGGGAGCACAGGGACAGGGUAUACAUUGA
Messenger RNA from Prorocentrum cordatum, 789 nucleotides. Lineage: Eukaryota; Dinophyceae; Prorocentrales; Prorocentraceae. The record is from the annotation of a GenBank genome assembly.